AUGGGUCAGCCUAAUCAAACUAUACCUACUGAAUAUGUCAUGAAUGAAGUUGGUUCAACAGCAACAACUGAAGUUGUUGGAGCAGAAUUAGUUAAUACCCAACUUACAAAGAAGAGGAAAGCUAGUGCAAGUGGUUCUAGGCAAUCAUCUGCUUGUUGGGAGCACUUUAUUAGAUUACCAGAUGACUUAGUUGAUACACCAACUGCAGCUUGUAAACACUGCCACAAAAAAUACCUAUGUGACCCUAGGACUCAUGGCACCACCAACAUGAACCAUCACAUUCUAAAAUGUGCAAAGAAGCCUAGAACCAUUGAUCCCACCCAAACUAUUCUGACAUACCCCUCUGCAGAAGGAUCUAGUUUGGGUCAUGUUAGCUCCAAAUUUGACAAGCAAGCUUGUAGAAAAGCUUUGUCAAUUUUUGUGGUUCUAGAUGAACAACCAUUUAGUGCAGUUGAGGGGGAAGGUUUUAAGUACUAUUCUAAAGUAAUGCAGCCCCAGUUUACUCUCCCAUCUAGGCGUACAGUAGCUAGAGACUGUUUUCAGCUACACUUGGAUGAGAAACAAAAACUAAAAGCCUUCUUUAAGUCUGACUGCAAUAGAGUAGCACUUACUACUGAUUGUUGGACUUCUAUCCAAAAUCAAAACUACUUAACCCUUACGGCACACUUUGUGGAUAACGAAUGGAACUAUCAAAAGAGAAUUAUAAGCUUCACAGUUAUUCCAAACCACAAGGGUGAUACGGUAGGUAGGAAGAUUGAAGAGGUGUUAAGGGAUUGGGGAAUUAGGAAUGUGUCUACCAUAACUGUUGAUAAUGCAACUUCAAAUGAUGUAGCUGUAGCAUAUUUGCAUAGAAAAAUAUCAACUAUGAAUGGGAUGAUGGGGGAUGGAAAAUGUUUUCAUAUGAGGUGCGCUGCUCACAUAUUGAAUUUGGUGGUAAAUGAGGGCUUGAAAGAUAAACAUUUGUCUAUUACUAGUGUUAGGGAUGCUGUUAGAUUUGUCAAGUCCUCACCUCAUAGGGCAGCCAAGUUUAAAGAGUGCAUUGAAUUUGCUGGAAUAACUUGUAAAAAACUAGUAUGUCUUGAUGUUUCAACUCGUUGGAACGCGACAUAUUUGAUGCUUGAGGCUGCAGAGAAAUUUCAAGCUGCUUUUGAUAAGCUUGAGUAUGAAGAGUCGAGCUACAGGGAGUUCUUUGGAAAAGGUAGUCCUCCUAGUAGUGAUGAUUGGGACAUUGUUAGAGCUUUCAUCUCUUUUUUAAAGUUAUUCUAUGAAGCAACUAAUGUUUUUUCCACCUCUCAAAGUGUGAGUUUGCAUAGUGCUUUUCACCAAGUGUCUGCGAUCUAUUGUGAGUUGAAGCAAGCUACUAUGAACUUGAAUGGUGUUUUUGCAAGUGUGGGUGGGGACAUGAUGGAAAAGUAUAAUAGAUAUUGGGGGUGUGCUACUAAGAUGAACAAGUUGAUUUAUUUUGGAAUCAUUUUGGAUCCAAGAUACAAGUUGAGUUAUAUUGAGUGGACUUUUAAGGAUAUGUAUGGAGUCGGAUCUGUGUUUGCUACCGGGUUGAUGAAAUCUAUAAAAGAGAGCUUACAAAAAUUGUAUGAUUGGUAUAAGCAAGCUUAUGACCAAAAUCAUAGUAGACAACCUCUUGGUAAUGGUGAAAACAAUGUUUCCAAUGAUGAAACAACAGCUGGCCGUCCUUCACUAAUGGCUAGAGCCGAUGCUUUUGAGCAACAUUUAGAGGAACAAGACUCGAUUGAUCAACAAAAUGAGCUUGAGGGUUUUUACUCUAGUAAUGUCUACGGUUGCAUCAGAAAGUGCCUUUAG
Molecule: messenger RNA, 1818 nt
Organism: Lathyrus oleraceus (garden pea)
Lineage: Eukaryota; Viridiplantae; Streptophyta; Magnoliopsida; Fabales; Fabaceae
Product: zinc finger BED domain-containing protein RICESLEEPER 2-like
Exons: 2
Coding region: 1-1818 (605 amino acids)
Molecular function (GO): DNA binding
Source: RefSeq, a predicted model, not a curated record